ACCCCUAUUUCUCUCUCUUCUUAUCUUCUUUCUCUCUCUUCUCUCCGCGCAUAGUUUCUUUCUCUCUCUCUCUCUCUCUUCUUUUGCGGAACCCAAACACCACGACGGAGGCUCCGACCCGAAUCGUCCGAGUUGAGUCCAGCUCCGAACACGUUCAGGUGCUUCUCCCUCAAUCGCAUUUCGCUCCCAUUUUCUUCUUCUCAUUUUCACCGUCGCCACCGAAUCCGUUUGAGAUUUUAGGGUUCUGAAACUCUCUUGGAUAUUUAUUUGGAGAAGGAAAGGUUAAGAGGAUUAGGGUUUUCUUGAAAAACAUUGAUUUUUGUUUGGGAAAAAGAGAGGUUAUAGGUAAGAGGAUUAGGGUUAGAGGAUAAUGUGUAUACUGUGUGUGAUUCAGAAGUUGUCUCGCCGGGUUGCUACAGUGCUACCAUGGUUGGUUAUUCCAUUAAUCGGUUUAUGGGCACUUUCUCAGCUUCUUCCGCCGGCCUUUCGGUUUGAGAUUACUUCACCUCGUCUGGCUUGUGUGUUUGUGUUGUUGGUUACUUUAUUUUGGUAUGAGAUUUUGAUGCCUCAGUUGUCGGCUUGGCGGGUAAGGAGGAAUGCUAGGCUUAGGGAGAGAAAGAGGUUUGAGGCUUUAGAGAUGCAGAAGCUGCGGAAAACAGCUACAAGGAGAUGCCGCAACUGUUAUAAUCCCUAUAGGGAUCAAAACCCUGGUGGGGGUAGGUUCAUGUGUUCGUAUUGUGGGCAUGUUUCAAAGAGACCGGCUUUAGACUUGCCGCCGGGGUUUGCGAUUUCUAAUUCUGGCAUAGUUAAGGAGUUGGUUGGUAAAAGUGGAUGGAUGUGUAGUCAGGACUGGCUGGAUAAUGGAAACUGGAUUGGGGGUUCUAUUCCAGGCAAUCCUAGCAACUGGAAGACAAAUGAGAAUGCUGGUCUUUUUGGAGGAGAUGAGCAUUGUUUAACAGAGAGGUCGUAUUCCGGUAUUUUGUUUUUUAUUUGUAAGCUUUUAACAUCUUUUUUCUUGAGCAUUAGAUGGCUCUGGAGAAAGAUUUUUAGAAUUAGUUCAAGGGAAGAAUGUUCAUCGGAUGCUGAACAUAGAGCACUCUUAGCAAAACGGGGUGAGAAUGGAGAAAGUCUCAAUGAGAGUAGAGGGGAAAAAGCACGCAGGAAAGCUGAGGAGAAAAGGCAGGCAAGGCUGGAGAAAGAACUUUUGGAAGAGGAAGAAAGAAAACAGAGGGAGGAGGUUGCAAGGUUAGUGGAGGAGCGUAGGAGAUUGAGAGAUGAAAAAGCGGAAGCUGAAAAGGAUCGCACGAGAUCAUUAAAUCCCAGUAAGGAGAAAAAUAACAGGAAGGAAACUGAAAAGAAGCGUCAGGAAAAAAGAAAAGAUAAAGAUAAAGGGUCUAGUAAGAGUAACUCUGAUGUGGAAGAAUUGGAAAGAAAAGCCGGAAAGGAAAGUGAACGGAAGCGUGAUGUUGAGAAAAAAAGUGAAAAUGAUCGUAGAGAGCAUCAGAAAUCUGGGUCAGAUAGUGGCAAAGGACAGAGUACAGACAAUGCACAUAGUAAAAAUGUGACUACAAACAAUUAUAAUCGAGGAAAUACUGGAACCAGGUACCUUGAUCGCAUGCGGGGUACAUUUUUGUCCUCUUCAAAAGCAUUUGGUUUUGGAAGGGGAGCUAAUAGUCCUGCCACAAUGGUGAAAGAAACCAAGUUCAACAGUUCUGUCGAUCAUGUUCAUACUGCUGCCAGCAAGAGAGAUGUUUGUCCUCCUGAACGUCCAACUGCAAAAACCAAUUCGAACGGAGAUGAUAGGAAUAUCAAUCACUCUGUACUCCCAGAACCGAAGCCAUGGACGGCGCCUAAAAUGUCAUGGCAUCAAUUAUUUACUCGAUCUUCUCCUGUUCCACCAUCCUCAAAUACAAAUGUCAUAUGUAGACCAAAUUCCAAAACUCAAGCAGAAUCCAAAAGCCCUCAGUCAUCUGGCCAGUCACCAGUUACUCAAUCUUUUAAUAAUCCAAUUCACUUUGGUCUUCCAUCACCAUUUAAUAUUUCCACCCAUCCAAAUGGUGGAUCAACUAGUAGUAGUUUAGGUUUUUCUCCUGCAAUUGAGCAAUUAUUCUCUCCUGUUAGAAAUACAUCACAUGAUUUUAGACAUGAUGAGCAAGAGCUUUUUGAAGACCCAUGUUAUGAUCCAGAUCCAGCUUCCUUGCUUGGGCCUGUUUCAGAGUCCCUUGAAAAUUUUCAGUUGGACUUGGGAACUGGCUUUGGGACAGACAUGGAAUUAGCAAAGCCUCACUCUUUAAAAAACAUAUCUGCUGGUUCCGAUUUCAAUAAGCUAUCUCCGAUUGAGUCUCCAUUGUCCCGGGAAAAGCAUGCUUCUCCUGCAGAUGAUGCAACUGCAAGUGAUAAGGGAACAUGGCAGAUGUGGAGUACUUCACCACUUGGUCAAGAAGGUUUAGGCUUGGUAGGUGGCCCAGGAAGUUGGCUUUUAUCUUCACAAAGGAAUGUGCCAAACAAGGAUGAUUUUAUGCUUCCAUCAGCUCAGAAGACUAUGGCUUCCCUUUUCAACAACGACAAUAACAUGAUUUCCAAUACUCAUUCCCCUCAAAAUGUUUUUCUUCCUAAUGGUCAGAGUGGCGGGAACAUAAGCCCUGUUACAAAUUCAAGUAGUUAUGAUCCAUGGUCACAAAGUACUUUAUUCCCACCAUUUUCAAGUGGCUUUAAUGGCCAUGAGGGAGCUACACAAAAUGAAAUUAUAUAUGGAAGUCCCAAUGGAUCUGCUAGUAACCAUGUACUUGAGGGUUCUCCGGCUAACAGUUGGUCCAAAAAGGAAUGGCCUAUACAUGGUUCAGCGGAAAGCACAGGGAAAUCAUCUGUUUCUCGUUCCCUUAAUGGAGGUCUACAGCCAACCUCUGAUGUACAGUCAUUUUGGUCAUUUGAUUAAAAAUAGGUGAUAGUAGUGACAGGGUAAGAGGAUCUAUGUAGACACAAAUGUUGUUGAGGCUAUAGUGUAGCUUCUUGUGGGGGAAGAGUUUACAAUUUAUAUCUUCCUUCUUUUAUGAGGGGAGAUUGAUGUUUACAUGACAUUAGCAUUGAUAGGAAUACAAUGUUGGAUGCAUGGCAACAAAGAGAGGUGCCCCCAUUUUGAAGUAAAUUUGUCUUUGGAGAAUGGUGCCUUUGCAUUCCCUGUUGUCAUGAUCUUCAAAUAUGCAGCCUCAAUUGAAGCCUUGUAUGGAAAAUUAACCUACAUGACAUGAAAAUAGUCGUGUUUCUCUAUGUCUCGUAAUUUUAAAAAUCGAGCUGCAUCUUUGAUCACAUGGUGCGCAAAGUUGGCUGUGAUCCUACCUGGGUUUUAAAACACAAGCCAGUGUUUUUUUCCCUUCAUUUUUGUUUGAGUUUAAUGGCUGUGCACUAAUAGUAUAAAAGAUUUUUACAUGUCACCCAAUCAUAUCAUACAAUGUAGAUAUUUGUCGAUGGAAAAAACAUACUAAUGUACCCUUGAACACUUUUUUCAAAGCAGUAUUAACACAUUUUUCUCA
This is a messenger RNA of Trifolium pratense (red clover), 3530 nucleotides long. RefSeq lists its product as uncharacterized. The coding region runs from base 371 to 2935 and encodes 854 amino acids. The transcript is spliced from 4 exons. The record is from RefSeq and is a predicted model, not a curated record. NCBI's taxonomy places the organism in Eukaryota, Viridiplantae, Streptophyta, Magnoliopsida, Fabales, Fabaceae.